AUGAAUCCAUUGUUCAACUCCGCUUCUGCAUUCUCGAAGCCGUCUGAGGAUGCGCAACAAAGUGUGGGUGCGGAUACUUUAAGGUCUUCAAGACCAAGAAGCUCGCCCCGGCCUAACAUGCAGGAUUUGAGACCACACUCGGAUUCAAGGUCACCUGGGUCAGGAUUUACAUCGAUAUCGCACCGGAACUUGUCUGAAGACAGCGGACAUCGCAGCCCCAGCAGAUAUCUGGGAGAACAGCAGCACUCUGCUUCGCAAAAUCAGAUAGGCGAAGCGGUACCAUCAGCAGAGCAGCAGAAUAACCCGCAACAUGGCUUUCUUAGUUUAAGUUAUUCAAAUCCUGGCAGCCAAUCCGGCCCCGAGUACCAGCGAGGCGACCGUCUAAGGCAAUUUUUUCGCCCAGAUGGGAGGAGAGUUCAUGUUGCAAGGUCCCCUGAGGAGCUUGAGCAUUUGAGGCGGAAUUUAUCGACGACAAGUAGUAGAAAUGGAAACGAUGCAAGAAGGAUCAGCAGUAUAGCUGCAGAGAAGAACUCGGAGUCGGUUGAAGGAGAACAGGAGCCAGAAUUGAUGGUGCACGGGUCACCAGAACAUGUAGAAGCACUUCGCGAAUCUCACGCUCAUCACGAAGCACGUCGAAGAGCUCUGCGUGAAAAAUAUCGAGACGUAUAUGAAGAAAUUGAACAACUUCAAGAUGAUUUAGGUACUAUUUCUGGAGAGCUACGCAUGCUCUCAGGCCGUAAUCACAGUGAACAGCUUGAUGAAAAUUUCUCCAAAUUUGGAUACAGUGCCAACAUUCGAGCCCAUUCGGGCUCGUCUGAUAAUUCCACUUACGGAGAGGCGAGUCUUAAGCGCGUCUGGGAAGGUGAUGGCAGUCAUGGCCAAGCAAUAAAGCUUUGGAAGAGACCUGUGGUGCGACAGUAUUUCCACAAGGGCCUGCUAUGGCGAGCAUCUGACCAAGAGGAAGUUGCAUGCUUUGAGCUCUUUGUAGAUCUACUCUACGUUGGUAUCAUUGCCAUCAAUGGAGAUACGGCGGUCGAAGACCCAAAUGGACUUUCAUUGCUCCGGUUCUGCGUCACCUUUAUUCUCAGUUGGAAGAUUUGGAGUGAGAUUACUCUUAUUGUCAGUCUGUUUGAGAUUGAUGACAUCUUUCAGCGUGUCUGCAUCCUCCUAGACAUGGCGUUUCUCUUUGGUUUUACAACAAAUAUAGUUGGAUCAUGGGGCCAGACCUAUGCCCCAAUGAUCGCUUUUUAUCUCGCCUCUCGCCUAUUCGAGGCCUUAUUCUACUUCCAAAUAGCGUGGUUGAUCCCAAUGGUUCGCGGGACCAUGUUCAGCAAUAUACUUACGAUUCUCAUACCGAGCGCUCUUUGGAUUGGCAGUAUCCACUUGAGUCAGCCCAUACGACUCGUUUUGAUAUGGAUUGCAAUCUUCCUCGACCUCACAGGAUCAGUGAUCAGCAUUGGGAUCAUGCGAUGGACUCAAAGCCGCCUCUCACCUUCUCCCUUCGUGGAACGACUUAUUCGCUUCUUUGAGUUUUUCCCGGCUAUCAACAUUGAACACAGAUGCGAACGUACCAACGCAUUCGUGACACUUAUUUUCGGAUACUCUGUCGUGGGUCUCUUAUACCAGAACGCUAGUCCGAUUGGAAUCAAUUCCGUGUUUGGCAAAGCUAUUCUUGGCCUUGUUCAGGCAUUUUCAUUCAACUGGCUGUACUUUGAAAUCGACGCGUUCAAUAUCCAUGUACAUGCCAUUCGAAGACAUGUAUUCUCGUCGCUUGUUUGGAUGUCACUUCAUCUUCCCUUCAUCAUGUGCUUCACCUUAGCUGGUGCCGCAUUAUCCCGACUCGUCGUCGCGCACGACUGUCCAGAUGUGGAUCCCGAAAAAGAUCUCACCGCACCAUAUAUAGAGCGGUCUGAAGCGGAAAUUAGUCCUGGCUUGAGAUGGUUUUAUUGUGCCGGGCUUGGUAUUGCUCUAGGGUGUAUGGCAAUAAUAUCAAUGACUCACAUCCACCGCUCGAUCCCAGGGCAGCGUUUACGCAAGUCAUACCGUCUCGCUGUACGCUUCGCUGUCGCGAUAGUUCUUAUUUGUCUCCCGCUUGCGGAUUUACAUUCCUCUCCUUCUUCCUCCGAGUCGGCAAAAGCACUGGCGGCACGAGAGUCCGAAGCAUCUUCUCCGGACACGGAGUCGCGGAAAGCUAGACUCAACUCUCUCGAACUUGUAGCCACGACCACUGGACUUGUAGUCUUGGUAUUGGUAGUCGAGCUCCUUGGCUCAGCCUGCGUACACGAAUCUUUUUGGGGGUGUAGGAAAAAAUGCUGUUAUACGGCUACUCGUCGGAGAAUAGACGGCACGGAUGCAGAAAGCAACGCAUUGGUCGGCGAGCGUGGGCCAGGCAAUCCUGAAUCGGAAAUUUUUCCAAUCCAGGGGGAACGAUAAGCAAAAGAAUGCGGACUGGCAUCUAAGCAUUAUGGAGUAAUUUGAUGUUCGUCUUAGACCAACCGUCCAACAGAGGCGACACAACAUACAAAUAAUAUAUUCUCUUACCCAG
Molecule: messenger RNA, 2545 nt
Organism: Xylona heveae TC161
Lineage: Eukaryota; Fungi; Ascomycota; Xylonomycetes; Xylonales; Xylonaceae
Exons: 11
Coding region: 1-2433 (810 amino acids)
Source: RefSeq, a predicted model, not a curated record